This is a messenger RNA of Oryza brachyantha (malo sina), 2342 nucleotides long. RefSeq lists its product as uncharacterized. NCBI's taxonomy places the organism in Eukaryota, Viridiplantae, Streptophyta, Magnoliopsida, Poales, Poaceae. The transcript has 9 exons. The record is from RefSeq and is a predicted model, not a curated record. The coding region runs from base 115 to 2217 and encodes 700 amino acids.
AGGAAAGAGAAACCACACCACACCAGCAAGCAAGGGUUGAAGGCAGAGGGAGAGACGCUCAUCUGAUCUGCCUCCGCGCGAUCUCCCCCUCCCACCCCCGCGGCUGAGGCGACGAUGGCGAUGAUGAGCCGGACGCGGGAUCUGCUGAUGGAGGGAUUCGAGGGCCUCGUGCGGGACGGCUCCUUCAACUGGGGCCUCCCCCGCCCCCCCGGGGCUUCGCCGGCGGACGACGCCGAUGACCCCGCCAGCUCCUCCUCCUCCUCCUUCUCCUCCGGCAAGCAGGCCACCGUCCCCGGCCUCUCCCCCAAAGCCAACGUCAUCGUCUCUAGCUGCUCCCGGAUACUUGGCGUUUCCACAGAUGACCUACAAAAUGACUUUGAUAUGCAAGCAUCUGAUUCCAUAAAGCAACCAAGAAACUAUGCAAGAAAUCUUUUGGAAUAUUGUUGUUUUAGGGCACUUGCACAGGCCUCACAAGUUGUAGGGUAUCUUGCUGACAAAAGCUUUCAUCGCCUGACUUUUGAUAUGAUGUUGGCCUGGGAAGUUCCCUCUUCUUCAAGCCAGCUCACUGUCAAGGUAGAAGUAGACAGCACAGUUAGUUUAGAGGCUUUCUCAAGAAUAGCACCUGCAAUUCCAACAAUAGCUGAUGUGGUAACAUUUUCAAAUCUGUUUGAUGUACUUUCAUCUUCAAGUGGAGGUCGGCUUACAUUUCCUGUAUAUGAUAAGUACCUUACAGGAUUGGACAGAGCGAUGAACAAAAUGAAAGGACAAUCUGAGUCGUCACUUUUAUCUGCCCAGCGGUCUCAGAGGGGAGAAAGAAUUGUAGAAGUAGAUGGAACAUUGACGACACAACCAGUACUUGAACACGUUGGGAUUUCUACAUGGCCAGGAAGGUUGACACUUACUGAUCAUGCCCUUUACUUUGAAGCACUUCGGGUUGUAACCUAUGAUAAGCCUAAAGCUUAUGAACUUGCUGAAGAUGUAAAACAGUCUGUUAAACCUGAGCUGACUGGCCCAUGGGGCUCACGGUUAUUUGACAAAGCUGUUAUGUAUAAAUCAACAACUUUAACAGAACCAGUGAUCAUAGAAUUCCCAGAGCUGUCUGGCCACUCUCGCCGUGACUAUUGGCUGGCUAUUAUAUCAGAAAUUCUUUAUGUCCACAGAUUUAUUAGGAAGUUUGGCAUAAAUGGAGUUGAUAAGGAGGAAAUACUUUUGAAGGCUAUACUAAACAUUAUGCGGCUGCAAGCUAUUGAAGAGUUAGCCAUUCCAGUUUCCAGUCGAUUUGAGUCCCUUUUGAUGUUUAAUCUGUGUGACAAACUUCCUGGAGGUGAUGUAAUACUUGAAACACUAGCUGGUACUAUAUCAUCGAGAAGCUCAGCUCGAGUUAACCGUCCUGGCACUAGCAGUGGAAGGCAUUCAAUGUCCCGCUUUGCUGUUCUGUCAAAUCUGGGAGUGGUAUCACGAAAUAAUAAUGACGAGAGACUCUUUGUUGGUGAGAUAGUUGUCGGGGAAAUGAGUGCCUUACAGAAGGUAGUUACUGAGUCAAUGAACAACUAUAAGAAAGUCGAAUUGGCCCAAGCCACAGUUGAUGGAGUCAAAGUUGAUGGCCUGGAUACAAACUUGGCGGUGAUGAAGGAAUUGCUAUCUCCCAUAAGUGAACUUUGGAGGUUUUUGGUGUUGCUGGCAUCUUGGGAUGAGCCAAUUAAAUCCAUGGUAUUUUGUUUGUUGUCAUCCUAUAUCAUCAUCAGGGGGUGGUUGGUCUAUUUUCUUGUUCUGGUGCUCUUGUUUUCAGCAACUUUCAUGUUCCUUACGAGACUAACAAGUCAAGGAAAACCAAUGAUUGAGGUCAAAGUGACAUCUCCACCUCCAAUGAACACGAUGGAGCAGCUCUUAGCUGUUCAAAAUGCUAUUUCCAAAGUUGAAGAGCUUGUUCAGGAUGCAAAUAUUGUUCUUCUGAAGACAAGAGCUCUGUUGUUAGCUUUUCCCUCCCAGGCCACUGACAGAGCUAUACUUUCGCUGGUAGCGAUGGCUCUGAGCCUUGCAUUCGUGCCCACAAGGUUGCUUGUCCUGAUGAUGUUUCUGGAGGUAUUCACGAACCAUUCCCCGCCAAGGAGAGCAAGCACCGAGAGGUGGACCAGAAGGUUAAGAGAGUGGUGGUUCAGCAUUCCUGCAGCUCCAGUAGUUGUGGAGAAGGAUAAAGAAGACAAGAAAACAAAAUAAAAGCCGUGUGUGUAUUCAGUGUAGUUCUGUGCCAUCUUUGGCCGGUGGGUUGGGAUGGAUCACCAACGCCCCUCUUGUACAGUAGCAGUUAGAAUUUUCAAUAAAAAUGCUAGUUCACCUAGAAA